GCAGAACCAGGAAGUCCCUCCCCUUCACAAACUCUCUUCUGAGGAAACGAAACUGACCUGAGUCUCUGUGUCGUCUGUCUGUGUGAGAGUGAACAACCGUCCAAAUGGCUCAACAGGGAGAUCUGCUGGACCAGGACCAGUUCUGUUGUUCUGUCUGUCUGGAUCUACUGAAGGAGCCGGUCACUACUAUCUGUGGACACAGUUACUGUAGGAGCUGUAUUGAGGGCUGCUGGGAUCAGGAUGAUCUGAAAGGGGUCUAUAGCUGUCCUCAGUGCAGAGAGACCUUCACUCCAAGGCCUAAUCUGAGGAAAAAUAACAUGUUGGCUGAGCUGGUGGAGAAACUGAGGAAGACAGGACUCCAGGCUGCUCCCCCUCCUGCUCUGUGCUAUGCUGGACCUGGAGAUGUGGCGUGUGAUUUCUGCACUGGGACCAGAAAGCAGAAAGCCCUCAUGUCCUGUCUGGUGUGUCUGGCAUCUUACUGUGAGACUCACCUCCAACCUCACUAUGAAUUUUCUGGUUUCAAGAAGCACAAGCUGGUCAAAGCCACGGCACAACUACAGGAGAAGAUCUGCUCUCAUCAUGACAAACUGCUGGAGGUUUACUGUCGUACCGAUCAGCAGUGUAUCUGUCUGCUGUGUACAAUGGAUGAACAUAAAGGCCAUGAUACAGUGUCAGCUGCAGCAGAGAGGACUGAGAAACAGAGGCAGCUGGGGAUGAGUCAGCAGAAGGUCCAGCAGAGAUUCCAGGAGAGAGAGAAGGAGCUGAAGGAGCUCCAACAGGCUGUGGAGUCUUUCAAGGUGAGUAUUGUUGACCAGAGGAGACACACCAUUUCACUUCUCUCCUCCAGUCAGAGAGAGAGAGAGAGAGAGGGGCCCCUAUCCAAUCCCACUGACCCCACUGUUGGGAACAGGCUGUCUGGACGCCUUUCAGAGAAUAGACUGGUUCAUGUAACCAACUGGGCUGCCUCAUCACAUAACCAUGAGUAACCAUGACGACUCAUGUCCCCUAUACAUUAAAAUGGAACUGUCUCUCUCUCAAUUGAAUUAAAUUCAUAGGGCUUUGUUGGCAUGGAAAUAUAUGUUUACAUUGCCAAAGCAAGUGAAAUAGACAAUAAACAAAAGUGAAAUAAACAAUCAGAAAUGAACAGUAAACAUUACACUUGGAAGGGAUUUGGGGGAUGGGGGAGGGUCUAUUAGAAGUUAGUAGGACUCUUUUAUUUUCUCAGAAGUACUGAGUUAGGUAGGAGGAUUUAGAGAGGUGUAAACCGUGAUUGAACACACUCCAGCACAGUAGGUGGCGCCAUGCACCUUUAACGUUGGUUUGAGGACCUCCAUUAUAUCAUAGAAGAAGAAGUUGGUCUGUGAGGGUUUUGUUGAUCCUGAGGAGGGCUACUAUUCUUUUCUCUUUUGGUUUUCAAGUAUUUUCAGAAUGUAUUAAAGCCAAAGCUAAAGCUUCCCUAAACAAUUCAAUAUAUCAGUCAAUAUAUUUUCUCUGUGAUUUAUUUUCUCUCCGUCAACCGUUCCAUCGCAUCUUAACCGUCUUACCGGGCGGGCACUAGGACCCGGGGGAGGCUGCUGCUGCAGAGGCUGCUGCACCGCUCGUGACUGUCAGUCCUCCUUGUAGCUCAUUGGUUAAGCUGUGGCUCGAGACUGUUAACAGUUAACGGACAGGAAACGGCUCUGACAGGACACAUUCAUGUCGAGGCAGUGAUGUGAAUGUGUGGUAAGUUAGAAUAGAGAGAGAGAGUUUUCACUACUAUAGACUUUGGUCAUAAUCAAAGCUUUGUUAACCAAUAGGUUUUUAUGUGAGGCUGCCUGUAAGUUACAGUGUAACAGACGUUACUAACGGUAACGGUGUCUUUUAAAUU
Molecule: messenger RNA, 1867 nt
Organism: Oncorhynchus mykiss (rainbow trout)
Lineage: Eukaryota; Metazoa; Chordata; Actinopteri; Salmoniformes; Salmonidae
Source: RefSeq, a predicted model, not a curated record